GGCAGCACCUGAUUAUUGCUCAGGUUCAGUUAGGUCUGGAAGAAGAGAACCGCGCGCCGUCUCCAAACUUGUCUCCUCCGCGAACAGAGAGACGGCUGUGGAUCGCCGACGGAGCCAGGACGCCGACGAGGCCGCACCAGCAGCAGCUAUGGCGGCGCCGGAAGCUCCUCUCUGCUACGUCGGGGUCGCCCGCCAGUCUGCUGCUUUCCGCCUCAUGAAACAGAUGGGGUGGGAGGAAGGAGAGGGGCUUGGGAAGGACAAGCAAGGGAUCAAAGGCCACGUCAGAGUCAAGAACAAGCAGGACACUGCUGGUGUGGGCUCUGAGAAGCCCAACCCGUGGGCAUUUGACACGGCUCAGUUUGACAGCAUUCUCAAGAGAUUGAAAGUGCAAGGUUCAGAAGCCAAUGCUGAAGUGGAGAAAGGUGCUACUCAAUUGCAGAAUGAGGCUACUGAUUCUAAUGAUCAGGCUGCAAUAGUUAGGGCUACUCGAGCAAGAGGAAGGUAUCAGAAAAGAGAAAGAGGCAAAUUGGUCCAGGCAUAUUCUUCGCAGGAUCUUGAAGGAAUUCUGGUAAAAAAGGUUGAGCCUAAAGAAAUAGAAUCUGAUUCUGAUGUGGUUGAUGAAGUCAAUGAUGCGGAUAUAACACAAACCCAUGUUUCCAAUUCUGAAGGAAAGAAAAGUCAGGAUGUGGCAGAAUGGUGGGGAUCAAAACAUGGAUUUGUUUUUGGAGGUUUUCUUGGGGCAGGGGCUACUCGGAAGAAGUCAGCCUUCAUUAAAGAAGCUGGCAACAAAAAUGAAAGAACUGCGUUCUUUGAGGAAGAUCAAGAGAAUCUCUACAAGCUUGUCCAGGACAAAUCUACAACUGGGAAGCAAGGACUUGGCAUCAAAGAUAGGUCGAAGAAAAUAGCUGGUUGCUAUUUUCAGGGGAAAAAAACAUCAUUUGAUGAUGGUAGUGAUGAAGAAUCUUCCGAUUUGGGUUCCCUAAAGCGAAAACGUUCUGACAUAGCGGAGAUUGCAGAUAAGGUGAAUCUGAAAAGGCUGUGUAAGCAGCUUCUUCGUCAGGAACCGGAGAAAUCACUGAAAUUGAAAAGGCUGAAAGUCCUUGCAGAAGAGCGGUCGCCCUCUAUUUUCUCCAUUUUUUCUUCAGAAAAGGAUGCAGUUGCAUACCUUAAAGGAAAGUUGGAAAGAAGUCGGAAAUUCUCUAUUGAAGGGAAGAGGGUCAGUCUUGCAUCACACAGAGGCUGAAAACUUUUUGCUAUGAAUAUACGAAUACGGAGUUGCGUGUUACUCCUGUGUACAUUGCAGCUGAGUUUGGACAAGGGCGGUUGCAGGUGGCUAUUGAUGCAUUCUCAUCUGCAGUCCUCGCAUCGGCGAGUCGGUCUUGUACUUAGGUUUCCUGUUGGAUCAUAGAAAUAACAGUAGAUGUCCCUUUGUUCAGGAUGUAAUUCCUCUUUAUCAGAUUUUAGGUCUCUGAUCUUUCUGCAAGUCUCAGAGGAUUUUUAAAAAUUAUUGGCUCAUUGGAUAGGAGGUUAGGUAUUCUUGCAUCCCCUAGCAUUAUAGGAGAGCACAGUGUCAUCCGCACCGAUGUGUUUAUGACUUGGAUGAUAAUAUAUAAAGUUUGCUUUCGGGAAA
Molecule: messenger RNA, 1630 nt
Organism: Punica granatum (pomegranate)
Lineage: Eukaryota; Viridiplantae; Streptophyta; Magnoliopsida; Myrtales; Lythraceae
Source: RefSeq, a predicted model, not a curated record